Molecule: messenger RNA, 939 nt
Organism: Acomys russatus (golden spiny mouse)
Lineage: Eukaryota; Metazoa; Chordata; Mammalia; Rodentia; Muridae
Gene: Srd5a1
Product: steroid 5 alpha-reductase 1
Exons: 5
Coding region: 162-923 (253 amino acids)
Biological process (GO): steroid biosynthetic process
Cellular component (GO): membrane
Molecular function (GO): 3-oxo-5-alpha-steroid 4-dehydrogenase activity
Source: RefSeq, a predicted model, not a curated record
UGAUGUCCUGCCCCCGCCCGAGCAGGUGGCUGGCCCCUCCCCUGGGCAAGUACGCACUGCUGGAGCGCGGGCCCUAAUGGGCUGCUCUGUGCCCUCCUCCUGGGCUUAUAUGUGGCCCCACUUAGACUCCCGGGCAUGGGGCUCGCUGCUCAACCUCAGCUAUGGACGAGUUGCGCCUGCUGGACGCGCUGGUCUACCUGGAGGGUUUCAUGGCUUUCGUGGUCUACGUGGGGCUCACGUUGGUGGGCUCUUCCUACGGCCGCUACUCAUCGCAGUGGCACGGCCCCCGGCUUCCCGCUAGACCCUCCUGGUUCCUACAGGAGCUACCCUCGAUGGUCUGGCCGCUGUACGAGUUCGUCCGUCCUGCAGCCGCGCGAAUGGGCAGCCUUCCCAACCGGGUACUGCUGGCCAUGUUUCUGAUCCACUACUUGCAAAGGACGCUGGUUUUCCCAUUCCUAAUCCAGGGAGGGAAACCCACCAUGCUGUUUACCUUUGUCUCGGCGUUCCUGUUCUGCACCUUCAACGGCUACCUGCAGAGCAGAUACCUGAGCCAGUUUGCGGUGUAUGCUGAAGACUGGGUGGCCCAUCCCUGUUUCCUGACGGGUUCUGCCCUGUGGUUAGCGGGCAUGGUGAUAAACAUCCAUUCGGACCACAUCCUGAGGAAUCUGAGAAAACCAGGGGAAACCGGAUACAAAAUACCCACGGGAGGCUUAUUUGAAUAUGUAUCUGCAGCCAACUAUUUUGGAGAGUUGGUGGAAUGGUGUGGUUUUGCGCUGGCCACCUGGUCCCUUCGGGGCGGAGUCUUUGCCCUGUUCACCUUCUGCGUGCUGUACACCAGAGCGAAGCAGCAUCAUCAGUGGUACCAUGAGAAGUUUGAAGAUUACCCCAAAUCAAGAAAAAUACUAAUCCCAUUUGUGCUUUAGUGUGUUGUCAGUGGCA